CGCACGCAGCUCCAGCUCGGUGAGGGGGGAGUGUGGAGAGGCAGCGUAUGGUGAUUACCACGGGAAACAUCCGCCGUUAUGGGCCGGCGCUUGGACAUUUGUGAAAGAAGACCGCCUUUUCAAAUGUAACACGUCCACAGAUCACAAUCGUUGAGGAAAACAUUCAGUUGUAAUGUGAAAAUGUCUGAGCCGCAGAUCAUGUUACCGAAGCUUAUAACUGGCCCUUGGGGAUGACAAGGACUCCCCCCAUGCUGUGAUUAGGAUGGGGCCCGAUGUCCCCCUCCUAAAUGAGUACAAGCAGGAGUUCUUCUGGAAGCGCUUCCCUCAGACGGUGCUGGGGGGGCCCCGCUUCAAGCUGGGCUACUGCGCCCCGCCGUACAUCUACGUCAACCAGAUCAUCCUGUUCCUGACGCCAUGGGUGUUCGGCGGCGUGGGCACCCUGCUGUAUCAGCUGCAGCUGCUGGAGGAUUACUACGCGGCCGCGCUGUCCGGGGGGCUCAUGCUGGCGGCGGCGGCGGCGGUGCAGGCGGCAGCCCACCGGGCCGCGCGCAGGACGGCCGCGGUGGAGCGCCUGCACACGCCCAGCGUCCUGGCCGACGAGGAGGAGGUGGAGUUCGCCGGCUGUGCCAGCCCGGAGGCGGUCAAGUUCAUCGUGCCGGGGAAGAAGUUCGCCCUGAGCGCCGUGGCGCACACGGUGCUGGCCGGGGCCCUCUGCGGCCUGGGCACAUGGUACCUGCUCCUCAACCGGCUGACCGCGCUCUACGGCAGCACGGCGGCGGCCGUGAUCAUCUUCGUCCUCAGCUGGGUGACCCUCUGCAUCGGGGAGUACUCGCUCAUCAUCAACACGGCGGCCGAGACGGCCACCUUCCAGGCGCAGGACACCUACGAGAUAACGCCCCUCACCCGCCCGCUCUACAUCUUCACCUUCAUCGCUGUGGAUCUCGCCCAAAGAUUCGCAGGACCAGUGCCUGAGCUGCAGCAGACAAACCAGGUGCUCCAUGUCCUGUUCCUCUUCCUGCCGCUGCUGUGGGCACUGGGCAUGCUGUCUCCCUUGGAUGCCCUUCUCCUCUGGGGCAUGGAGCAGGUGCUGGUGUUCGGCCUGGGCGGCUCUCCCAUGUCAACCAAUCUCAGGCUUCUGGGGAUGUUCAUCGUGUCCGUGUCCGUGGCCGUUUCCGUCUUCUUCAUCCCCUCCACCCUGGGAGUGGUGCUCUUCACCGUCGCCAUGGGCUUCCUGCUCAGCCUGGACUUCAGCCAGAUGGGGGCGCUCCUGAGGUCGUGCGGGCCGGGGGGUCGGCACGCGGAGCCGUCCCGUGCGCUGGGCUGGCGGCUGGGCGGCAAGGAGCUGCUGCUUUACCUCGGCCUGCUGCUGGGGGCGCUGGCCGAGGCGGGGCUUCUCCAUCACUUCCUCCCCCCUCCCCUGAACUGGACCGCGGGACCCCAGGCCACCGUCAGCUACCUCCUGAUCGCCCUCUUCGCCCUCAGCUGGGCUCUCCGCGAGGUGCAAGGCGUCUACCUUUUCGGAGGGGUCUUCCACAACCCCUUGUACCCCAAGGAGACCACCAGCGUGAGGGUGUUCAAGCAACAGAGCAGGGGACUCCAGGUGGCUGGGAUGGUCAGAAGAGUGCUGGUCAAUCUGGUUUCGCCCUUCGCCAUGAUUGCCUUCCUCGCUGUGGACAGCUCCCUUCAGUGGCUGCACACCGCAUCCCUCUGCAUGGGCUUCACACGGGCUUUCAGAGCGGUGUGGCAGAGCACGGAGGACUCGCUGUUGCAGAUGGUGGUGGUGGCCAUAGUGAGGCUGGCGGCCAGGGGCGUGCGGUUGCUGUGGUGGGACAGCCUGGGCACAGGAGUCCAGCUCCUCCUGGUGAGCCUGAUCAGCGACCGCCUGGCGCAGUUCGCGUCCAAGCUGAAGUUCGCCCUGACGGUGCUGGUGACGUCCUGGACGGAGAAGAAGCAGCGGCGGCAGUCGGCGGGCACGCUCCUGGCCCUGAACGGCGUCCUCUUCCCCCUGCUGCUGGCCGUGCUGGCCCUGUCGGCAGCGCUCUCCGCCCCCCUGCUGCCCCUCUUCACCCUGCCCGUCUUCCUGGUGGGCUUCCCCAGGCCCCAGCGCAGCUGGCCGGGCCCCGUGGGCACCGCCUGCUCCUGCCCUGACUCCGUCUACUACCAGCAGAUGAGCGGCAGUCUGGCCUGCGCCCUGAGGACGGCCUUCGCCAGGGGAGCGCUGGGUUCCCCAACACCUGGAUCACACUUCCUUGGCCGUUUCCAGGACCGGGUUGUGUGGAUCUUGGUCCUAGAGAGAGGCUUUGGCUACUGCUCUUUGAACAUCAAGGGGCUGGAGCUGCAGGAGACGUCCUGCCACACAGCGGAGGCGCGGCGGGUUGACGAGGUGUUCGAGGCGGCGUUCGAGUCCCCCGAGGGGCUGGGCCGGGCGAGCGGCCUCAACCUGCACUGGGGCAACGUCCUGACGCCCUGCGCCGCGCUGCCCGUCCGUGUGUACUCGGAUGCCCGCAGCGUGCUGACGGGCAUCAUCGACUCGCACGACAACCUGCGCCAGUUCAAGGACGACUUCCUCAAGGUGCUGGCGUGGGCGCUGCUGCAGCACUGCGUCAAGCGGCGCAAGGCCUUCCCCGGCAGCGCGGGGGAGGAGGGCAGGAAGUCCCAGACGUCCCAGGCGCAGGCGUGCGCCGAGCCCAACGCGGUUACGUCCAAGAGCUCCUCGCAGAAACUGCGGCGCGAGAGCUCCAGCCUGAACUCCCUGGGCGACUGGUCGGACGAGGACGACCUGUUCGGCCCGCAGCCCCCGAGGCGGACAGCGGCGCAGGUGAACGCCGGGGCCCCGGGGGACCGCACGGUGCUGCACAUGGGCCCCUCCCUGCCCGGCUCCGUGGAGAUAGACAGCCUGUUCGGGGACGUGGCCCUCUCGGCCCUCAGGCCCCUCCAGCCCCUGGGCCUGGGGCUCCCGGCGGUGGACAAGGGCGCAGACCCCGAGGGACCCAAGUUCCCCGGGUCCGCCCUGCCCCCCGUGAACUUCAGCUCCCACCACUCAGAGCUGCUCAGCCUGCCCUCUCGGUGGCGGACCGCACCCUGGCCCCCGUCCCGCAUCCAGCAGCUGAGGCAGGCCUUCCCGGAGGAGUGGUUCCGCUUCGUCCUGGGCCGGAUGGAGCUGGCCGGGCAGGGCGAGUCUCCGGAGGAGGUGGCGGAGGCCCUGCGGGCGGACGAGGCGCUGAGGGAACUGUACGCCCAGGUGGUUCUGAGCUGCUUCAUCUCUCUCGGAGCCGAGUCCACCGUCACCAGCCCCAGCUACGUCUACAGGGUCUACUGCGGCGACGUACCCUGGAACGAAGGCUUGGACUGGCUCACAGCCAACACAGAGCUCUUCCAGCUUACGCUCAAAGCUUUCAGGUAUAGUUUUAAGCUGCUGUUUGACCAGGCCAGCCUGGGACCUGUGGAGAGUCCAGAAGAGCUCCUAAGCACCCUGGAGGACUACGGCCGGGACUGGUACAUUGGCCUUGUGUCCGAGAGGGGCUGGCAGGAGGCCGUCCUGCAAGAGAAGCCCUUCCUUUUCUCCCUGGGCCAUGACCUCACCAUGGGCACUUACACGGGCCGUGUGCUGAGCCUUCAGGAGAUGCUGGUGCAGGUGGGCCGUCUGAACCGGGAGGGGGUGCGCGGCCAGUGGGCAAACCUGUCCUGGGAGCUUCUGUACGCCACCAACGACGACGAGGAGCGCUACAGCAUCCAGGCCCACCCCGUCCUGCUGCGGAACCUGACCGUGCAGGCCGCGGACCCGCCCCUGGGGUACCCCAUCUACUCCUCCACCCCGCUCCACCUGCCCUGCUUCUGACCGCCUCCCGGUAGCAUAAGGCUCAAUGUUUCGUCCACCUGAUGAUCCACGCAUGCUCACUGACUACAGGGGGACACACCAGCGGAGCGUCUGGUUAUUUAAUAUGAGCAAUUCUCAGCAAACGCAAAGUGGUAACAGUAGUGUUUGUGUGGGGGGAAAAAAAGACGUCGUUAUGUCAUGGAAACUAAACAGACAAGUCUUUACAGUGAUAUGGAAGACUUGGGAAUAUCCGUCAGGUGGUGAGAACACGCAAGCAUAUCUGUGUCGAGACAACCGCAAUACCAUGUUUUCGCCUCUCUUGCUCAACACGAUCAAACCUCCACUGCAUGGCUCCCAGCAAAACCAGCACCUGCCAUCUAUUCCAGCUCUUUCACUACAUGUGUGUUUUCUGAAACUACUCCACUGAAACUACAACCACAGAAGUCAUA
This is a messenger RNA of Megalops cyprinoides (Indo-Pacific tarpon), 4266 nucleotides long. RefSeq names its product pecanex 4 (gene pcnx4). NCBI's taxonomy places the organism in Eukaryota, Metazoa, Chordata, Actinopteri, Elopiformes, Megalopidae. The record is from RefSeq and is a predicted model, not a curated record. Bases 263 to 3838 code for a protein of 1191 amino acids. The transcript has 11 exons. Gene Ontology annotation, cellular component: membrane.